AUGGGCAGAAAGGCUCACGGUGCUAUCCCGGGAUGGUAUUUCCCGCUGAUGGUCGCCUCACUAGCUGCUCGGGGCCUGGCAGACAGCAACGAAUAUGAAAUCCUGGCUAUUUCUGACAGGACUGUGGCGAGUUGCACAGAGGACUGUUCACAGAAGAAUCUUCCCUGCCGUGUUAUUAAAGGCAACUGUCUGCCCAAGUACCAUGACACUUGGCUUCUCUCACCACCUCGAAACAUGGAUAUACACAUUGUUCUGCUGAAGGGGGUCGGACCAGUGCUAGAGAUCAACUUCACCUAUUCAGCUGAUGCAAAUCUAAUUUCCAUCAAUAAGACGGUGAUUGCCAUUUCUCAAGUGGGCUCGGUACAGUGUGUAACAUACUGGUACAUCAAUGGAUUCCCAGCACAGACUAACUACAAAGGAGAACUGUGGAGUCUGACAUAUCACAGCUGCCAUCGGCUGAAACCUGCACAGCUUCUGUCCAUUAAUAUCUACAGCAUCCCACCCACAGAGGUCCUGGUGAAGAAUAUUCGCUUACCAGAUUGUAACAAUCCGGUGAUGAAAAGAUACUCUGGAGACUACUGUCCAGAGAUCACUGUUCACUGUAUUCUGAACAACACGGACUUUACGGUGACCUACAGCAGCUCCCAUCGCAACCUCGAGUACUUGGUGUAUCUCUGUAUCUGGAAGAGCCGGUUCUGCAGCACUGAAGAGGCUCACAACUUUGCACUGCCCAAGGACACAAUUGGGAAAACCAACAGCGUUACAUUCAGGAAUGUUCCAAUGAUUCCGUGCCUGUGUGUCAGGAUAGCCACAAAAAGCCACAGUCUGUACCAAGAGCAAAUAGAAUGCCCAUUGAAAGGGAGCCAUCAACUGAGAAUCAAGUUGGAAUCAACUCCCUCAGCUCUCCAGUUGCAACCCAGUGGCUUUCCAGCAAUCUGCACCAUCAGAAUCAAAGCAAUGUUCUACUACAAAGAAGACUACACAGGGUGGCUCACAAAUAUGUCAGAAGUUCAAGAAUUAUUGGUCUCUGAAUCAAAGGUACAUGAAUUUAGCAUCAAACCAUCCCUGCAGCACAAGGCGUUGUGUGCGAAGGUCUGGUCUGAUGACAUCUACCCACUGCCUGAAAAAAUCUACUGUACACAGCCAAAGAGAACUCUAUCCUGCUGGUUUGCUGCCACAUCUUUAAUAAGCCUCGUCCUAUGUCCGCUGACAGCAAUGAUCCUAUACAAGAAAUAUAUGAAAGGAUCUCAGCUUUGUCAGAAACUUCAAGAAGAAAAUGAACAGCUGAAAAUGCGAAUGGCCCCAGUAAAGCUGCUGCUGCUUUGCUGCUGGGAUCACAGAUAUUUCCAGGCAGUGAUUGAAGCCUUAGCCUGCUACCUCCUGCAGGAUUGCAAGUGCGAAGUGACCCUGGAGCUGUGGGAGAGGAGGCAGCUCGCCGAGAAGGGCACGAUGAUCUGGCUGUCUGAGAAACUAGCAGCAGCGGAUAAAGUAACCAUUAUCUGGUCAAAGGGGGCAGACGUGAAGUGGAAAACCAAGUCCCUGCUUGAAGAGGACAAACCUUAUUUUGUGGAAUUUGAAUUUGGUGACUUAUUCACUCCUGCCUUGCUAAACGUCGCAGACCAGAAGCCCAUGUCCUUGACUGAGAAAUUCUCUGUUGUUUACUUUGAGAGGAUCAGUGCUGGGGUGAAGGUGCCUGAGAUCUUCCGGAAGAAGCAGACGUACAAACUGAUGGAUGACUUGCAGAAGUUCCGACAAAUGCUCACAUACACCAAGGGGACUGAGUGGACGGUCAGUAAAACUCAGCAGAAGCUGAUCAACAGCAUUGAGGCAUUCGCUGCCUAUCAGCGGCUCUGUCCUUCUUGGUUUGAGGAUUGGCAUUACAGAGAGGGUGGCGAUCACGUCUCCUUCCCUUCACCUGCAUCUCCUGAAAAGAAAUUCUCCGUACUGGACAAAUUGAUGAUGCGAGAGAGGAAUCCGGCUGAAGUAUCUCACGUAGCCCUCGCCGCAGCUGAUCAGCACAGUGCCUGCAUGGGAAAGAACGCGAUUGUCAAAGCCAAAGCAUCGCUUCUGUCCUGCAACGCCCACGUGUCCAGUUUGGUUCACGACACUUGUUGCAGUGUUCCCCAGGAGUCCUUGGCCUUGUCCUCUGGGUAUGACCGUCAAUGCACGCUGACUCCUGAAAGCAGCAAAUCAGAGUGA
This is a messenger RNA of Stegostoma tigrinum, 2199 nucleotides long. RefSeq lists its product as uncharacterized. The record is from RefSeq and is a predicted model, not a curated record. Gene Ontology annotation, molecular function: interleukin-17 receptor activity. The transcript is spliced from 15 exons. NCBI's taxonomy places the organism in Eukaryota, Metazoa, Chordata, Chondrichthyes, Orectolobiformes, Stegostomatidae. The coding region runs from base 1 to 2199 and encodes 732 amino acids.